CUUCUAAGAGCCAGGGGAUGAUGUCGACAUCUUCUUCGAGCGCCGCCGCGAAAGCGCACCUGGCUGGGGCUGGGCGGAUGCUGAAGCACAAGCUGCAGAAAACGACGGACGACUUGGUGUUUGUGAAGAAUAAUUUCCUUGAUCAUGGUUCGUUGUACCUCCACGGCGCUGCGUCAACCACGGGGAUGUCGAAUGAAAUCGUGCAGCCGCCGCACUCACCAAACAGCACGGAUUCGGAGAGGUUAGAUUACCAAUUCGAACCCGAGUCCGGGGACUACACGUUCCUUUGUCGGGACACGAACGCGUUUCCGGAGGUGGACCAGAAAUCGCCGCAAGGGGUGGAAGGAGCGGCUCUGGCGAGCAAUAAGGAUGGUGGAGAAGACCAGUUCAGGAACACAAACACGAGUUUGGGAAAGUACUUGUUUAGUUUUGAUGUGAGGAAAAUUCGUAGCCUUCUAGAAGUUUCUAGAGCAAUCUCUGACUGGUUCAUCGUGGACGUAAACACGACCAGUAGCUCCGGUCUAGCAGUUCGCGAGUUCUUGCUACAGUAAUCAAGUCAUGUUUAUUUCCGAACUGUUCUCUGAGAUAGUCACAGUAAUGAGUUCAAGUAUUUGAAUUUACUCGACCACAGAGCGUCUUCCACUGGCAGCAAAGUUCACCGCGGGGCUCGCACGACCAGUAAGGAAGCCGAACAGAAUCAAGCAAGCACCUUCAAGGCAAGUAGCAGCAAUAAAUCACCUCUGUCGACCGCCACGAGCUUUUUCCAGAAAAACAAG
Amoebophrya sp. A120 is the source of this 776-nucleotide messenger RNA. The record is from the annotation of a GenBank genome assembly. Lineage: Eukaryota; Dinophyceae; Syndiniales; Amoebophryaceae.